UUCUAAGUUUUGGACUAAAAUUGUAAUUAAUUUUUUGGUUCUUUAUUUCCGUGAUGUAAGUUAGAUCAUUGUGUUGCAAACCUGAUUGUUUAUGGCUAAUUCUUCCGAUCCCGCCAUUUGCUCUGCAGCUCUCCCGAUCGCCGUUGAUCUUUUCCUAUCCAAAGAACAUCCCGAUUACCUGACUAAUUCCUCCGGUGAUAUCAUCUACAGAAUCAAUCGUCCUUCUUUGAAAUCAUCGUCUGUUGACAAGAUUGUACUGCUUGACGCCGCCGCCGCCGAUCCUCUCAUUUCCAUUUUUCGCGUUAACAAAGAAUCUUGGCAAGGAUUCAAAGGGGAUGUUGGUGAGGAGGAUUUGCUCUUCAAAGUGCAAAGAACGCUUAACAAACUUAAAAGAACCGAGUUCAAAGUCUUCCUUGUCGGUGAAAGUUUAGACGACUCAAAUGCGAGCUUGGAGAUGAAAGGCUGGCCUUUCCAGAGAUCCUGUACUAUAUAUAAAGGCAAUACUAUAGUGGCCCAGACAAGCCUGAUGCAUAAGCUUCAUCAAAUUUGGGUUAGAAGGGGAAGAUUUCGACUAACCAUUUUUCCUAGUCCUGUUGAUCCAGCAUUGAUUGUAGCUUUGGUUGUAAUAUUCUUUGAUGGACGAAUGUAACAAAACUGAGCAGAAUAUUACAAAAUUGUUAAUCUGCAGUUUGUUUGAUGGAUCUGAUCGAACAAAAUAACGAAAAGGGAGAAUGAAUGCAAGAAGAAAUGGUAAUUAGAAUCACCAUCUACACUUUUCUUUUGGUAGUUGAUAGUUGAUAAAGAAUGGCUUUCAAUAAAAAAAAAUGUGAUCUCUAUUAGCAUU
Messenger RNA from Benincasa hispida (wax gourd), 844 nucleotides. Its product is annotated as LURP-one-like protein (DUF567). The record is from RefSeq and is a predicted model, not a curated record. NCBI's taxonomy places the organism in Eukaryota, Viridiplantae, Streptophyta, Magnoliopsida, Cucurbitales, Cucurbitaceae.